AUGGAAGAAAAGAGACGAAAAUACUCCAUCAGCAGCGACAACUCUGACACCACUGACAGCCACACUACAUCUACAUCAAGAUGCUCCAAACUGCCCAGCAGCACCAAGUCGGGCUGGCCCCGGCAGAACGAAAAGAAGCCCUCAGAGGUUUUUCGGACAGACUUGAUCACAGCCAUGAAGAUCCCGGACUCAUACCAACUCAGCCCGGAUGACUACUAUAUCCUAGCAGACCCAUGGCGACAGGAAUGGGAGAAAGGUGUGCAGGUGCCCGCUGGGGCAGAGGCCAUUCCAGAACCCGUGGUGAGGAUCCUCCCACCGCUGGAAGGCCCCCCUACCCAGGUAUCCCCGAGCAACUCUGAACUUGGUGAGGGCUCCCAGCCUGAUUGGCCAGGGGGCAGCCGCUAUGACCUGGACGAGACUGACGCCUACUGGCUGGAGCUCAUCAACUCCGAGCUCAAGGAGAUGGAGAGGCCGAGCCUAGACGAGCUGACCUUAGAGCGUGUGCUGGAGGAGCUAGAGACACUAUGCCAUCAGAACAUGGCGCGGGCCAUCGAGACGCAGGAGGGACUGGGCAUCGAGUAUGAUGAGGACGUGGUCUGUGACGUGUGCCGUUCUCCCGAGGGCGAGGACGGCAAUGAGAUGGUCUUCUGUGACAAGUGCAACGUCUGUGUGCACCAGGCAUGCUAUGGGAUUCUCAAAGUGCCCACAGGCAGCUGGUUGUGCCGGACGUGUGCCCUGGGUGUCCAGCCAAACUGCCUGCUCUGCCCCAAGCGAGGAGGGGCCCUGAAGCCCACCAGAAGUGGGACCAAGUGGGUGCAUGUCAGCUGUGCCCUGUGGAUUCCUGAGGUCAGCAUCGGCUGCCCCGAGAAGAUGGAGCCCAUCACCAAGAUCUCACACAUCCCAGCCAGCCGCUGGGCUCUGUCCUGCAGCCUCUGUAAGGAGUGCACAGGCACCUGCAUCCAGUGUUCCAUGCCUUCCUGCAUCACUGCAUUUCACGUCACAUGCGCCUUUGACCAUAGCCUGGAAAUGCGGACUAUAUUAGCUGACAACGAUGAGGUCAAGUUCAAGUCCUUCUGCCAGGAGCACAGUGACGGGGUUCCGAGGAGUGAUCCCACCUCGGAAGCUGCAGAACCUAGCCCGGCCAGUGAGGACCUGGAAAAGGUGACCCUACGCAAACAGCGGUUGCAGCAGCUGGAAGAAGACUUCUACGAGCUGGUAGAGCCAGCUGAGGUGGCUGAGCGGCUGGAUCUGGCCGAGGCACUGGUGGAUUUCAUCUACCAGUACUGGAAGCUGAAGAGGAAAGCCAAUGCCAACCAGCCGCUGUUGACCGCCAAGACGGAUGAGGUGGACAACCUGGCCCAGCAGGAGCAGGACGUACUGUAUCGCCGCCUCAAGCUCUUCACACACCUGCGGCAGGACUUGGAGAGGGUUAGAAAUCUGUGCUACAUGGUGACAAGGCGCGAAAGAACGAAACACGCCAUCUGCAAACUCCAGGAGCAGAUAUUCCACCUACAGAUGAAACUUAUUGAACAGGAUCUGUGUCGAGAGCGAUCUGGGAGGAGAGCAAAGGGCAAGAAGAACGACUCAAAAAGCAAGAACCGCGAGGGCCCAAAGGGCAGCCCUGAGAAGAAAGAAAAAGUGAAGACCGGCCACGAGUCUGUCCUGGGGCAGCUGGGCCUGUCCACUCCAUUUCCCAUCGAUGGCACCUUCUUCAAUAGCUGGCUGGCACAGUCGGUACAGAUCACAGCAGAGAACAUGACCAUGAGUGAGUGGUCGCUGAACAAUGGGCAUCACGAGGACCCCGCUCCAGGGCUGCUAUCAGAGGAGCUCCUGCAGGAUGAGGAGACACUGCUCAGCUUCAUGCGGGACCCCUCACUGCGACCCGGAGACCCAGCCAGGAAGGCCCGUGGUCGCAACCGCUUGCCUACCAAGAAAAAGCCGCCACUGCCACAGGAUGGACCAGGUCCACGGACAACCCCAGACAAACCCUCCAAGAAACCCUGGGGCCAGGACGCAGGCAGCGGCAAGGGGGGACAAGGGCCACCUGCUAGAAAACCACCACGGCGGACACCUUCCCACCUGCCAUCCAGCCCUACAGCCGGGGACUGUCCCAUCCCAGCAGUUCCUGUAAGCUCCCCUCCACUGGCCCCCGAGACCCCAGACGAAGCAGCCCCUAUGGCUGCCGACUCAAAUGUUCAAGUGCCUGGCCCCACGGCGAGCCCCAAGCCCUUGGGCCGGCUCCGGCUGCCCCGUGAGAGCAAGGGAAGCCGGAGGUCGCCAGGUACCAGGCCAGAUGCCGGGACAGGACCGCCUUCUGCUGUGGCUGAGAGGCCAAAGGUCAGGCUACAUUUUGACACUGAGACUGAUGGCUACUUCUCAGAUGGGGAGAUGAGCGAUUCAGACAUAGAGGCGGAGGACAGUGGGGUGCAGCGGGGCCCCCGGGAGGCAGGGGCUGAGGAGGUGGUUCGCUUGGGCGUACUAGCCUCCUAA
Molecule: messenger RNA, 2490 nt
Organism: Chrysochloris asiatica (Cape golden mole)
Lineage: Eukaryota; Metazoa; Chordata; Mammalia; Afrosoricida; Chrysochloridae
Gene: JADE2
Product: jade family PHD finger 2
Exons: 11
Coding region: 1-2490 (829 amino acids)
Biological process (GO): regulation of transcription by RNA polymerase II
Cellular component (GO): histone acetyltransferase complex
Source: RefSeq, a predicted model, not a curated record